Oncorhynchus nerka (sockeye salmon) is the source of this 780-nucleotide messenger RNA. Its product is annotated as proline-rich proteoglycan 2-like. The record is from RefSeq and is a predicted model, not a curated record. The transcript is spliced from 2 exons. The coding region runs from base 1 to 780 and encodes 259 amino acids. NCBI's taxonomy places the organism in Eukaryota, Metazoa, Chordata, Actinopteri, Salmoniformes, Salmonidae.
AUGGCCAACGAAGAGCCAACGAAGAGCCCGGCCGUACAGGGCCAGCCGCACAGGGCCAGCCGCACCGGGCCAGCCGCACAGGGCCAGCCGCACCGGGCCAGCCGCACCGGGCCAGCCGCACAGGGCCAGCCGCACAGGGCCAGCCGCACAGGGCCAGCCGCACAAGGCCAGCCAACACAGGGCCAGCCGCACCGGGCCAGCCGCACCGGGCCAGCCGCACAGGGCCAGCCGCACAGGGCCAGCCGCACAGGGCCAGCCGUACAGGGCCAGCCGCACAGGGCCAGCCGCACCGGGCCAGCCGCACAGGGCCAGCCGCACAGGGCCAGCCGCACCGGGCCAGCCGCACAGAGCCAGCCGCACAGGGCCAGCCGUACAGGGCCAGCCAACACAGUGCCAGCCGCACAGGGCCAGCCGCACCGGGCCAGACGCACCGGGCCAGCCGCACCGGGCCAGCCGCACAGGGCCAGCCGCACAGGACCAGCCGUACAGGGCCAGCCGUACAGGGCCAGACGCACCGGGCCAGCACAGGGCCAGCCGCACAGGGCCAGCCGCACCGGGCCAGCCGCAACCAGCCGCUGGGGCCAGCCGCACCGGGCCAGCCGCACAGGGCCAGCCGCACAGGGCCAGCCGCACAGGGCCAGCCGCACCGGGCCAGCCGCACAGGGCCAGCCGCACAGGGCCAGCCAACACAGUGCCAGCAGCACAGGGCCAGCCGCACCGGGCCAGCCGCACCGGGCCAGCCGCACAGGGCCAGCCGCACAGGGCCAGCCACACAGGUGA